UCGCGGGACGGAGGGCGGGAUUCUCGCGGGUCUGGCAGUCAGCGCCGCGGUGCUCCUGGCUUUUGGCUCUUGUGGCCGCGGGACCUGUCUGUCCGGCCCAGCAUGUCGCUCUUCUCUCUGCGGGGACUUCUACCCAAACACCGGAGACAGAGGAGUCCCCAUCGAUCUGACUGACGGACACUGUGGAGAGCUGAGGACACGAAGCGGAGGACCAUGACUGUCAGGGCUCGGUCCCUGCUGCUGCUGCUGCUGCUGCUGCUGCACUCGAUGCGCGAAGUUCGAGCUCAAGUGGAAAACCGUGUGAUUUUCCUGCCAGGAACGUUCCAGAACGUGAGCCUCUCACAGAAUGAGACGGUGCAGGCCGUUGUAUCCCGCAUCCCCCCCGAGGUUGCGUUCAUCACUCUGCAGUUUCACACGCAGCAUCGCAACGUCACCCUCUCCUACAACAGGGUGAGAAAAGGUGACACUCCUCCACUCUGCGACGAAUCGACAGAACCCACCACGCGCUGGCGGCUGCAGUAUGACAUCUACCAGUACUUCCUGCCUGAGAAUGACUUAUUAGAGAGCAGCCUGUUCCGCGGCAUCCAGGAAAUGGCUGACACCCAGGGCAUGAUGGCGCACGGCAAACGGGUCAUGACGUUGUUAUCUACAGAUAUGAGCAUGGCAGUGUUCAACUCCAUCCCCGGCCAGGGCGUCAUCUACUCUGUCAUCGUCAGAGACCCUCUGCUGAACACCUCAGCCUCCUACAUCCCCGUCCACACCUACGCCUGCAGCUUCGCUUCCACCCUGGACAGUUGUGAAACUCUGGGAAAAAUAUCCACGAAAGUGUUUUUCACCAUCACUGGCUUGGUGGGCCUGUUUGUCUGCUUCUUUGGGCAUCGGUUCUUCAAAUGUGAGUUGUUUUGUAUGGGGUUCAGCUUCGCGGCAUUUUUCUUCUUCGUGUUGAUCACCAGGACGACAGACCUGACCUAUGACCUCCGUCUGGUCUUGUCAGCGAUGAUUGGCGUGGUGGGCGGGGUCCUCCUGGUGAUGAGCUGGUGGCGUUUCGGCUCUGUCAUGGUCUGCAUCGUCGUGGUCGGCCUGAUGCUCGGCUUCCUCAUCGCCUCAACUGUCCUCUUCACUCCUCUGGGUGACAUCGACGUGUUUAGGAACUCGGACGUGGUUUUCUGGGUGACAUUCUGCUGCAUCCUGGUCAUCGUUCCACUCUUCUUUGUGCGAUGGCCCAGAGAGGGCAACAUCACCACAUGUGGCGUCGUCGGUGCUUACGCUGUGAUUCUGGCCGUCAACGCCUACAUGUACACCAGCCUCUCCUUCAUCACCCUCAACAUCCUCAAACGCCUGCAGAACAACAACUUCAGCGCCGUGUUCACAGACGUGCCGUUCCAAACCAUCGACUACAUCAUGAUCACAGUGUGGGUGGUGCUCGGCGUCAGCGGCAUCGUCCUGCAGCUCUACCGCGAGAGCUCGCGGCCGUUCUUCCCGCCCAGCCCGUACCUCAUGUGGCUGCAGGAGCGGGAGCGCCGCAGGACCAACGUCCUGGACCCGAGCCACCACUUCCCCCCGCUGCCCAACCGCCUGCUGGCCCGAGCACGGCAGCUCACCAGGCGCAUGGAGCCGGCAGGAGAGCACACGCCUCUACUCCUGUGAACCUACGUUUGUCGCCUCUGGGUAAAACCAGGUUUCGCGUACAGUCAAUAAAAUCCCUGUGAUGUAUUGUUGACGAGCGGAGGCUCAGACCGCCACAUGGACGCCAGAGAGGUCUGGUGUUGUUCCCCCGUGACUGGUGUCGGGAUUUGACCCCACAUCAGCUGACUAAAAACAUUCUCAACAUCAAUGACACACAGAGGGAUCAAAUCACUGACGUUCUUCAGGUCCGGUCGAAUUUUUUUAAACAAAAUGUUUGUGCGACGACUGUGACAACCACUGCCAGUUUUAUGAAGCACUUCAAAGAUAUUUUAGCCUGAACGAGAAGAAUAAAAAGGCAAAUGUUUUUAUUAAUAACACAAAUGUCGCUGUGGAUGUUUGGUGUCGUCUGUCGCUUCUAAUCAUGUUUGCACUGAAAGUCACAACUAACUACUAAUGAUUGAAGUCGUGAGGCAUCGUAUCUCCGGAGAGUCGCAUUAAUACCACCCCCGCUGUUUUUUGUUUUGGACCUGUCUUGUUUGCGUUUAAACUACUUCACACACUUUGAUAAAAACACAUCAUGGACCUGAAGCUCAAGCUGAAAUUGAAAGGAUGAAGUUUAUGUGAUGUUUACAUGUGUUGGACUGAACUGUGGACGUGCCAUUUAAUCUGUCAGCAGACACGAGGUCAUGAAGGUGACAACUGACAAAGUAAUCAAACACAGCAAUACACAGAGUUUAUAUUUUAUUUACACAAAUAACAAACACUUUGUCAGGACUGAUGUCCCUCCUGCGUCUGUGAUGGGACCGUCCCCGUCGGUCCUCUGAUACUCGGCACAUGUGAUUGUAAUGUUGAAUUUUACCUUGGUGGUAACAGCACUGACUGAUUGUGUGUUGAUCUGUGAAUCUGUCACCUGUGUGCCAUGACUUCUCUCAGGGUUUCACACUCAGCUUUUAGACACGACGCACUGAGACAGCGAAUGAGACCUUGGACCCGAUCGCUCAGGUCGUCAGUAUUUUAUUCAGUGUCUGAGCUGCACUGUCUGGUCUCAUGACUUUUUAGAAAAAACAAAACUGUGUUGAACAGUGAGGUCAAGUGUAAUUUAACAUGUUUUGAUAUUUAAUAAAUGCCUACAGGU
Molecule: messenger RNA, 2761 nt
Organism: Paralichthys olivaceus (Japanese flounder)
Lineage: Eukaryota; Metazoa; Chordata; Actinopteri; Pleuronectiformes; Paralichthyidae
Source: RefSeq, a predicted model, not a curated record